AUUUUUUUUUCAAAUUUCAAACACGUGAAAUGCUUUUACAAUACGCCCCCAAAAUUUGAGUUUAUUUUCUUUGUGUACAAAUGAAUUUUUCGCAAUGCGUUUGUGCGAUUCGAACGUGUAGAUAUCAUGUGAUGUAGAUUGAAAAUUGAGGUGUGCUUGUGUUUUACCGGAAUAACGUCGCAGUGAAAAUGAAUUAGUUAAACCAUGUGAUUGCAUCAUCAAGUUAGAAGAAAAACCUACGAUAAGUUUUGAAUCCGCAUCUCGAAUUCGAGCAGCCAGCUACGAUGGAUAAUCAAGAAAUCAUCAACAUCUCGAAUCAAUUAGCUCAGGCUGUCGAAGCAGCUCUAAAUCCCGAAGUACCUCCGGAUAAACGUCAGCAGGCGUACAACGCUUGCGAAGAAUUCAAAGAGAAAUCUCCGCUAUGUAUCCAGUGUUCGGUGUAUCUUUCGCUGCAUGGUUCGCAUCUCGUACGUCAUUUCGGUCUCCAGUUGAUGGAAUAUUGCGUCAAAUACAAAUGGUACGGUAUAGAUCAAUCGCAGAAAAUAUCCAUCAAAGAUGUAACCAUGUCUUUGCUGCAAUCUUGCGAAGGUGAUUUCAUUCAUCAUAUUCAUCUACGCGAUGCUUUAUCUCGCGUUAUAGUCGAAAUGAUAAAACGCGAAUGGCCCCAGCAUUGGCCAGAUUUGCUACCCGAGUUAUUCGCUAUCGCUGCAAAAGGUCAUAUACAAGCUGAAACCGUACUGCUUAUAUUUUUAAGAUUUAUCGAAGAUAUUGUAGUUUUACAGACGUUAGAGUACGCCCAACGUAGAAAAGAUUUAUACCAACACUUAGUCCUCGAGUUGGAGAACGUGUUCACGUUUUUACUCAAUUUAAUGGCGCAGCAUUACAAGCUAAAUGUUCCUGAAAGCGUUCGAGUCAUCAAUUUAUCGCUCAAGUUGGUCAGCGAGAUCGUAGAAUUCGCUUUCAUAAAUCGUAUCGCUGCUGAAGAAACUAGACUGUUACCCGUCUUGUGUGGGUUCUUAGCUGAUGAGAAUUUUCAACUAGAAACAGCCGAGUGUUUAAAUCGUAUCGCUACGAAGAAAGGCAAAGCCGAAGAUAAAAAAAUCAUUUGCAAGUUAUUAUUCAGUUCUACGUUGGUAAACGAUAUAUCGAGAAUUAAUUUAUUACUCCAGAAUGGAACUUUAAACGAACGUAAUUAUUUAUUUGUGAAGAAAAUAUCCGAGUUAUUAUGUUCGUUAUGUAAUCUAUUAUGCAGCGUGAUCAAAAACGAUAACGAUAGCUUAUACGAAUUUAUCAAAUUAGAGAAUAUGAUUCUAUUAUUGGAGAUUUUAACCACCCUGUGUAAUCAUCCUUCGUUAGUUGUAGCUUUCAACGUUAACUGCGGCUGGACUGUUAUAUUCAAGCACGGAAUCAUCAACAAAGAUGCUAACGUACUGAACUACGUUACCAAAUGGGUUACUAAUGUUACAUCGAAGAUCAUUCGUAUACCUUACAAUCCGGAAAACGCUGUGCCAAUGUUUCAAGAAAGCUAUAAAUAUCUCGUAUUCGAUUUCGAUUCCGAAGAAUCCUUCGCUACGUUCUACUAUCGUUUCAGAGUCGAAUUACUCGAAGCUUUCCGCCAUCUGACAGCCAUCGCUCCGAUGGUAACGUUCUCUUGCAUCGAACAAUGGCUUAUGACCAGAAUACACGAAACAUCGUUCAACUUGAACGCUUACCAGUCAAUAUAUUCAAUCGCUUAUCUCGAAUGGGAAGGCAUAGCCGCAUUACUCGACACCAUCGUCGGUCAUUUGCCCAAAAAUCACGCUAUUCCUCUCGAACGAAGCUUACAGUUAUUAGAUUUGUGCUUGAAUCUGAAACCAUCAGAUCCGGGCGUACUGUCGUUCGUUUUAUCUUGCAUAUCGGUGUUUAUUUAUUUCGUCGACGCGUCUCCGGCCGAAGUACAAAGCUCGUAUAUGCCUCGCGUACUCCAUAAAGUAUUCUCUACGUUGACAUUCGAGAUACCCGGCCAAACCAAGCUGACCAGAUCCAAGAACGUGCGUAAUUUACGCCGUCACGCCGCCUGUAUGUUGGUGAAAUUGGGCCAGAAAUAUCCGAUGUUGUUUUUACCAUUCUUCGAUAACAUCAAGAAAGCCUUCAAUGAUUUGAAACAAGAUACGAAUCAACUGUAUAAAAUGGAGAUCGUUUUGUUUCUGGAAGCCAUGCUGUCUAUUAAUAACGCUUUCUGCGAAUACGAACGCCAAAGUCAGUUCAUCAGCGAGGUGUUCGCCGAAGUGAAAAAUUUCUGGGCUAAAUUAAGCUCCGAAGUAUUCAACGAUUACUCGAAAUUCGCCUCAUUCAUCGGGCUCGACAGUAAAUCAUCCAGCGAAGAAGAUAUCUUCAUGAAGAAUCGAGGCGAACUUAUGUACUGCGUCGAUAUCAUCGUAGCUGUAAUUAAACGAUCGUCUUGGCCCGAAUCGAAAGAAAAAGCCAUCAACGGAGGCUUCGUAGUUGGUUACGAAGGAGACCAACCUAUUUACAAGAAUCCAGCUACUCCUCACUUGCUGGAAGCUCUACCCGGUGUAUUUUCCUUAAUUAAAGCCUUCCAUUCGUUAUGGUCUCCAGAAGGCAAAUUCAAACUGCAUUCGGAUUACGCUAAAGUACACGAAUUAACUGAAUCCGAAUUGAAGUCAUUAUUCGGCGGUCACCUGAGCCAAAAACCGGAGUUCAACUCGCUCGAUCCGGUCCCAGCUGUCAACGCUUUCGCUAAAAUGCAAAAUUUCCUGCUCGCAUUGUACGAGUCUUGCUACACGGUGAUUACGAAAGCGUGCCAGAACCUCGGAUACUUUUUCUACGAGUUGCCCAAUUUCGCUCCUAGUUUCGCUGCUUCGGUAUUCUGUAAUAUUGAUUCGAUCCCUGAUUACCGGUUACGAGUGAUGGUGAAGCAGUUCAUGAAACCGUUCAUAUAUUGUUGCCCGGCUUCCAAAUACGACGAUAUACUGAUGCCUAUUUUCGCGUACUUCACGUCGUAUAUGUUCGAAAGACUGUCUAAUAAAUGGAAAUAUCUCAAAGAAUGCCGAGAAAGUGGUAAGCUGAAGGAUGACGAUGAGGAAGAUAGCAAGGAAGUAGUCGAAGAUCUCAUCAACACGUUGCUGUCUCGAGAAUACAUGGAUGUUAUUAAAGCUAUGCUACUCAAGUUUACAUUAUCUGACCUGAAAUCGUGUAAUGGUACAGCCAACUCAAACGACGAACUCCCGUCUCCGCUGGGCUCGCAGUCAAAUCUAUCAUACUCGACGAACAUCUACGAAAGCCUCUCCGAUCUGGGCAUCAAAUUCCUCCGAUACGAGAGCACACGUUACGGUAUUAUAAGCUUCAUCCUAAGCUCGAUUUCCUGGCUAGACAGCACUCACAGCUUAAAAGCUACCUUCAAAGUUCCCGCCAUCAUGAAACAACUCUCAGCUGACGGAAACGUAACCCAAGAGUUAGCGGUUCAAACUCUAAUCAGUCUAUUGCAAGGGUUGCAAUUACACGGUCAACACGACAGCAAUCAAGGCAGCCUUUUAAACUGUGCCAUUCAAGUCUACCUUCUGGUCAGGCCGCAGUAUCCUCAAGUUCUGGAGAUCAUGACCAUGGUACCUGGUAUCAAUAUGGAAGAUUUGCAGAAAUUCGAUCAAAAAGUAUUGAAAAUCGGUCCCCAGUCUAAAAUAGAUAAAGGUAUGAGAGAAAUGUUUAAAAAACUCGUGAGCAAUUUGAUCGGUAAAAACAUCGGACAGCUGUUUAAACGCAAAGAAACCAUACGCGAUUUACCCAGAAUCGAGAUAAAUCGGCCAAAAGGUGAAAAUAUAUUGAAUUUGUCCGGCAACGAGAACGAUAUUGGAAUAGCGAAUUUUUUUAAAUAAUACGUUCUCACUCGUGUAACUCCCCCCCCCCACCCUUGCUCAUCUCUCUAUCCCAGCUCGUCUUCUCCUUAUGAAUUUUGUUAUGUUUUGUAUAUUUAUAUUUUGUUAUUUCGUUUACACGCACUCGGUAUUUUUUUUUUCAUUUUUUAUUUUCGUGAUGAAAUUCGAAAUCAUUUUAUAUAAUUUGAAGUAACGUUUAAAAAACGAUCGUCGUGUGUAUUUUAAUUUCAAAUGAUGUCGCAUUAUUCGAAUAGUACUUGAAAGUUUAGGUUGCAAAGAUUCUUGUCGUAUUGAAAAAACGAUGGUUUUUUUUCCUCUGUAAAAAACUCAUGUGAUUUUUGUAAUAUUUUUACAAACGCCAUUCCUGGAAUUUUUUUUAGUUUAUUUUCUGUGAUUCCUAUAAAAAGAUGUUAUUUUAAAGUACCUACCUACCUAAAUCUGUGUAGUGUAAAGUGAACAUGAUGAACAUUAAUUUGAAAUCGUAUGUUUAUAGCGGUGUUUAUUGUUGUAUGUACUACGUACUCGUCUCGUAUGUCUAUGUAUACUAUGAUUAUGUUCAGCCAUCGAGCUGUGAAAAUUAAUUUAAAAAUGUUAGUGAAAUGUACCUUAUUAUACUAUACCUUAUAUGAGUUAUGUUGCCGCCAAGAUUGAAUAAGCUCGCUUGUUUCGAAAUAAAUUAUUACGUCGUUUAUUUAUUCGCGUGUAAAUUUUUCUUUUUGUAGUAUUACCUAUUGUGAAUUUUCGUCGUGUUGAGCCUGGGCGAUAACAUGUGUAUGGUGUGUGUGACCCGUAAUACAAAUCUAACUUAAUUCGUUACUUAUAUAUUUUGUUUUCUUUUAUUUUAUAGUUUUCGAAAUAUAGAAUUUGUACUCGCGCGUUUCAA
This is a messenger RNA of Planococcus citri (citrus mealybug), 4755 nucleotides long. RefSeq names its product exportin-5-like protein Ranbp21 (gene Ranbp21). Gene Ontology annotation, cellular component: nucleus; RNA nuclear export complex; cytoplasm. Bases 285 to 3872 code for a protein of 1195 amino acids. The transcript has 3 exons. The record is from RefSeq and is a predicted model, not a curated record. Gene Ontology annotation, biological process: RNA export from nucleus; protein export from nucleus. Gene Ontology annotation, molecular function: RNA binding; nuclear export signal receptor activity; small GTPase binding. Lineage: Eukaryota; Metazoa; Arthropoda; Insecta; Hemiptera; Pseudococcidae.